Molecule: messenger RNA, 1066 nt
Organism: Vigna umbellata (rice bean)
Lineage: Eukaryota; Viridiplantae; Streptophyta; Magnoliopsida; Fabales; Fabaceae
Product: proteasome subunit alpha type-5
Biological process (GO): proteasome-mediated ubiquitin-dependent protein catabolic process
Cellular component (GO): proteasome core complex; proteasome core complex, alpha-subunit complex
Source: RefSeq, a predicted model, not a curated record
UAUUUUUCCAUUUUACUUUUGACUCUUUUGAGAAUGCCCCUUGAGCAAGCAAAUUAAGUUCAAAAGCCGAACCCUCUGCUGCAGUGCGGGACACUCAUUUGGCAUUCGCAGAUCCAACGGGAGUAAUUUCACCAAAUUUUAUCAGAGAUGUUUCUCACAAGAACUGAGUAUGACCGAGGAGUCAACACCUUCUCUCCUGAAGGCCGUUUGUUUCAGGUUGAAUAUGCAAUUGAAGCCAUCAAGCUGGGAUCAACUGCAAUUGGGUUGAAGACUAAAGAGGGUGUUGUCCUUGCUGUUGAAAAGCGCAUAACUUCACCACUGCUGGAGCCAAGUAGUGUUGAGAAAAUUAUGGAAAUUGAUGAGCACAUAGGUUGUGCAAUGAGUGGAUUGAUUGCUGAUGCUCGAACACUUGUUGAGCAUGCACGAGUGGAAACUCAGAACCAUAGGUUCUCCUAUGGUGAGCCAAUGACUGUUGAGUCUACAACCCAAGCUCUUUGUGAUCUCGCCUUGCGUUUUGGUGAAGGUGAUGAAGAAUCCAUGUCUCGACCAUUUGGAGUAUCUCUUCUCAUUGCUGGUCAUGAUGAGAAUGGACCUAGCUUAUAUUACACCGAUCCAUCUGGCACAUUUUGGCAAUGCAACGGAAAAGCAAUUGGUUCAGGGUCGGAAGGUGCAGACAGUUCACUGCAAGAACAAUUCAACAAGGACCUAACUCUUCAGGAAGCUGAGACUAUCGCUUUAUCCAUUUUGAAGCAAGUUAUGGAAGAGAAGGUCACUCCCAACAACGUUGACAUUGCCAAGGUGGCUCCAACAUAUCAUCUUUACACCCCCACCGAGGUGGAAGCUGUGAUAAGUCGUCUAUGAUUUUCUUUUAGUGACUUCCUCUGUUCAACAUUUAUGUUUCCUAUACCUCUUGUCUGUACGUCUAAUUAUUUAGCAUUCUGAGGAAUAUUUCUUUGGUGGAUGAUGCUAUGCAGUGCUACACUUGUGAUCAAGUUGUCCACUGUAUCAGAUUAUAUUGUCAUAUUUGCUGCAUUCAGUGAUAUUGAGGACCAAAAAAUCCAUGACU